AUGUUCAAAGCAAUUAUGAAAACUGUUAAAUAAGAAAAGACUAAAUCUUCACUAUCUGAAUAAUAAGAUAUUGCUUAAAUACCCAAGAUUUAAGAAAAACAGAUUAUAAUUGAAUUCAAUAGAUAAAUUUUUGAUUAUUUACCCUAUUAAAUCCCAAAUGCAAUUGAUUCAAUAUUUUAUUUUAAAGAAAUUCUCACUAAUCAAUAAUAGGAAUUUUUGAUGAAUGAAAUUUACAAUCAACCAAAAAGAUGGGUUGAUUUACCUCAUUCUUAAAGAAGAGUUCAGAAAUAUGGUGGAGAUGUUAGAGAUGAAGGUUUAAUUAAUGUAGAACCAUUUCCACAAUUUUUAUCUUAAUUAUCUGUAUUCAUUUAAUUUUAUAUAUUUAGAAUUUAUGUUUUUUAGAUGAUAAUAAUUUAAAAAUUAACCAUGCCUUAAUCAAUGAAUAUGCUCCAGGAAUAGGUAUUCAUCCUCAUUUUGAUGGUCCUCUCUAUCAUAACUUUGUUAAUAUCUUUAGUAUUAAUAGCACUUGCAUUUUUAAAUUUACUAAAUAAAAUGAAUGUUUAAAACUUCUAGUAGAACCAGGCAGUCUAAUUAUUUUUACUAAACAAGCAUAUACAGAAUGGCUGCAUGGAAUUGAUUAUUACCAUGAUGAUACAAUUCUUUUAUAAAUCUAAGAUAAUCAAAUUUGCAAUUGCGAUUUAAUUAAUUUUAAACAUACACUAUUCUAUUCAAACUUAUAAAAAGCUCAUAAUAUUAUUGACUAUUUAAAUAAUCAACCAAAUUAUGAACUUUGCUAAAUUUAAAAUCAUAAUUAAUUCACUCAUUCAUUGAUUAUUAGAAGAUUACUCAGAAUUUCAAUUACAUUAAGACAUGUACCUUAUAGCAAAUGA
Molecule: messenger RNA, 890 nt
Organism: Paramecium sonneborni
Lineage: Eukaryota; Ciliophora; Oligohymenophorea; Peniculida; Parameciidae
Source: the annotation of a GenBank genome assembly